ACGCUAUAUAGUAAUGGCGCUAUUACAUGUGUGCGUUGUACGGAAGGAGAAAGUUCAGUAGUUAAUCCUACGUAUUCUUCUUCGUUCUUUCGCUGUGUUCGAGUUAGAUGCGUAGAGUAGUUAUUGUUUGUGUCAUUGGAGGCAGCUGUUUAUUUCCUAUUUGUUUCUGCAUAUUAUAAAAUAUACUAUUUUUCUUCAAGGUACUACAUUACAGUAACCUACUUCUUGAAAAUCAAGCUGCUUAGCUGACCACGGGAUGGCAGAAGCCCACUCAGCUGUUGCGUUCUCCUUCUCUAUCACUCACGAAGGCUGGGAUGUCAACUUUGAUCGGGAAGUCCUGCACCUGGUCUGGCAGUCUGGAAUUCGCUCGUGGAAGAAACGGCUUGCUAGAUUCAAGAAUAAUAUCAAGAAUGGGAUCUAUCCAGCUCCAUUACAGAGCCUUUGGGCAAUUGUUGCCAUUUUGGCAGCAGUGCACUUCGCUAAAUACGGGAUAAUUCACACGUCUGUCCAUAUAGUCUUGAUGCUGUUGCCAGCGUCAACGCUGCUGUGGGAGCUAGUGGCAUGUACGCUACUGGGCUUGAUUGUUUGGCUUGCAAUAAUCUACUCAAUUCGCUACUUGCUCAAGAUACUUCUCAUGUACAAAGGCUGGAUGUAUGAGCAGCGAGGGAAGGGUCGUGUCAUUUCCAGGUGUACCAUGAUUUGGUUCCUUUUUGUAAAAAUUCUCUCCGGUGGUAGCAAGCCGUUGCUCUACAGCUACCAAGGGUCUCUUCCACGCCUGCCCCUUCCGUCUCUCAAGGACACCAUGAGCAGGUAUCUGCGGGGUGUGCGACCUCUGCUGAGUGAAGAAGAUUAUUCGAGGAUGCACAAGCUUGCUAGUGAAUUUGAGAGAGGAAUUGGUGCCAAACUGCAGCGUUACCUUGUUCUCAAGUCAUGGUGGGCUACUAACUAUGUGUCAGACUGGUGGGAGGAAUAUGUGUACCUGCGUGGUCGCUCCCCUCUUGUCGUCAAUUCAAACUUCUAUGGUAUUGACGCUAUCUUGAUCAACCCUGUACGUACCCAAGCAGCACGUGCUGCAACUGUCAUCAGCAUCUGUUUGCAGUUCCGUCGCCUCAUUGAACGCCAGGAACUGGAGCCUAUAUUGAUCCAAGGGCUAGUGCCAUUGUGUUCGUGGCAGUAUGAACGUGUAUUUAACACGACCAGAGUUCCUGGAAUGGAGACAGAUCGCAUAGUUCACCACACAGACUCAAAACACAUUGUUGUAUAUCACAAAGGAAGAUACUUUAAGGUGUUCAUAUAUUUUCGUGGUCGCAUCCUCAGAUCUUGUGAAAUUCAAAUGCAGCUUGAGCAGAUACUGUCUGAUGAAUCACUGCCAGCCAAAGGAGAGGAAAAGUUGGCAGCUUUGACUGCAGGAGAGCGAACAGCUUGGGCAGCAGUGCGCCGGGAAUUCUUUUUCAAGGGGUUGAAUCGUCAGUCGCUGGAUGCCAUUGAAAAGGCUGCCUUUGUAGUUGCAUUGGAUGACUUCCCUUAUGAGUUUGAUGAGCAUGACCCAAGUAAAUUGGACCACUAUGGACAAAUUCUACUGCAUGGGAAGGGAUAUGACCGUUGGUUUGACAAGUCCUUCACACUCUGCAUUGGCUCCAAUGGACGGAUUGGCUUCAAUGCAGAGCACUCAUGGGCGGAUGCAGCCGUCAUGUCACAUGUCUGGGAGUACAUCAUCAUGGAGGAGGAGACGUCUCUCAUUGGAUAUGGAGAAGAUGGGAGAACAAAAGGUACCCCAGAAUUCACACCUCCGGCGCCUAUCAGAUUACAGUGGAAUCUCUUGCCACCUUGCAUUGCUGCAAUUGACUUGUCAUAUCAGGUAGCGUUGAGCCUGCUGAAUGACGUAGACCUGCGAGUUUACAUGCACAGUGCAUAUGGAAAGGGUUUUAUGAAGGAGUGCCGCAUAAGUCCAGAUGCCUUUAUACAAAUGGCUCUUCAGCUGGCUUAUUAUAGGGAUGCUGGCCGGUUUAGUUUGACGUAUGAAGCAUCCAUGACGCGGCUGUUCCGUGAGGGGAGGACUGAGACUGUACGUCCUUGCACCAUUGAGUCAGUAACAUGGGUCCGUGCUAUGCUUGGAAACGUUGCGUCGGUGGAGGAGCGUGUGCGGUUGCUGCAAAUUGCAUGCAAUGUACAUCAGGUAGCAUACCAGGAUGCUAUGUGUGGUAAGGGAAUUGACCGUCACCUUUUCUGUCUGUAUGUGGUAUCUAAAUAUCUGGAGGUAGACUCUCCAUUUCUCAAAGAGGUGCUGAGUGAACCUUGGCGAUUAUCUACAUCCCAAACACCUCAUGGACAGACACCAAAACUUGACUUGAAGAAGUAUCCUAGAUGCAUCUCUGCGGGAGGAGGUUUUGGUCCUGUUGCAGACGAUGGAUACGGAGUGUCAUAUAUCAUUGCAGGAGAGGACCUCAUCUUCUUCCACAUCACAAGCAAGCGGAGCUCGCCUGAAACUGACUCAAGCCGCUUUGCAGUGCAUAUACAACAGGCACUGUCAGACAUAAAGAGUUUGUUCCUAGAAUGGAGACAGCUCCAGCAACGACAGAAGAAUCAGAAGCAGUAAUGUUGUACAUGCUUAGGGACCCAGCAGCAGGCAUUCCACGUGACUGAGCGGCAGUGCGCAGCGUGUUCUCCCGAAUCUCUCGUCUUGUUUAUCUUUUGUUGAGAUUGUUUUAUUCACUGGAGAAUUUGUUUGGAUCUGCAGAAUCUGUACAGAAAUAGAACUUUUUCCUUUGUAAAUCAUGCACCAUGAUACUUUACUUAACACAUUUACCCCUAUAUUCCAUUCAGUUUAUUUGUUUACUGCUGCUUUUACUGGACUAGUGUAGGUCAGAUAGCAACAUGUCAUUGGAAGAGCACAUAGUCUUCUCAUCUGUUGCUAGAUGGUGCAUGUGCUUACCUUUUAUGAUUCCUUGAGCAUGUAUAGGUUUCAUUUCUUUGCCGUAUAUUAGCAAAAUAUUCUUGUGCUGCUAAAAAUGGCUGGGCUGAGAGGUAAGCCAGCAGUAGAGUUUGUGGGGGUGAGCAUGUUCAUGUGUUAUGGAGUAUUAUCAGUGGUUCUUGUUUAUAAGGUCCUACCCUAACAGGUCUGUUUCACAUAAAACACAGGAAAUGUUUAAAUGCUGUACUCUCUCCUUACCUGUAUCAUGACAUCAUAUGUUGCUUCUUAUCUCAUCUCAAUAACCAGUGGGUUCUUUCCAGAGAACCUGAAUUUUGGUGCAUAUUGAAUCUUUAUGUAUUUAUAUUAUGCCUUGAAAAGAAGAUUUUUUUUGUAAAUCUUUUACCUUUUAAAGUAAUUGUUUUAUUUUAACUUCUUGUCCAUUUUUAAGCUGGCAUUGUGCAUGACAAUUUGUUAGGAUGAAUCGUGUUGUGGAGUGAUAUACCAUUAUGCCCUGUUGUGAAAAAUUUAAGGUCAGAGGGAAUUUGAAGAGUAGGCAGGAUAGAACUACAAUGACUUCGUGUGUGUGGGACCCUGUGUUUCAUUCAUAUGCCCCUCCCUCAUGUAAAUUGACUCUUACAAAUGUAAAUCAAUGCAAUUUCAACAUGCAACUGAUCAAUGCAAUAAUUGUUGUUGACUGUUAUAGUAUAAUUUUCCUUUUUAAGUAAUGCUUGAACUUUGAUGUUGGAAGUCCUAUUUUUAAGUAAGCAACAACGAAUCUAGUUAAAAAGCAUAUUGAUUAUGAACAGAAAGACUUGUUUCUGUGACAGUUUCAUCUCACACAUGUCUUGUGUCUUGCUUACAUUCCAGUGAUGGCAGUUGCAAGUAAUGUAAUAUAACAGCUGGAAACUAACAGGAAUAGCAAAUGAUCUAGUAACAGUAAAGUUUCUGUUGAAUAAUUGAAGGAAAAGCAUGAUACAGUCAUCAUGUCUGAUCAUUUUACCACAAAACUGUUAUUUCAUUUCUAUAAAUAUUUUAUCAAGUUAUAUCUAUGAAAUUGUGACAUGAAGUACUUACAUGCAGCAAAUACUAUGGUCAUCCAGAUUUGACCCAAACUUUUAAUCAUACCAUGCUUUGUAAACCAUCUUAUUUGUUUUAUGUUCUGUAUUUUUCUUGAGGUACUCUCCAUCUGCAUAUUUACACUAGUUUCAUCUGUGCAGGUUAGAAUUUUUAGGACAAAAAUCAAAAAACUACUGAAAUUCUGGAUCAAAUCUGAACCACCCUUGUACUCCUAAAUCCUCUCAUUCUUACUGGGAAAUUUAUUCCCUACCUUAAACCUUUGACUGCUGAGGAUUUCUGCUUUGUGUGUUGGAAGAAACAUACAAGUACGUAAAUUCAAAUGCUUGUAAAACGAUGGUAAGUAUGUACAGUUUGUCACUGGCCAUACAAAUAUCAUUAGAAGAAUUAUAAAAUUCUGUACAUUACAGGGGAAGAGAGAUGCUGUGAUAUGCAUAAACCCACACGGUGGUCAAAGGUUUAAUUUAAAGCAAUUUUUCUCCAUAGUGAAUGAACCUUAUGUCCAGAAUUUUAUUCCUGUUUAGUAAAUGGAGACUUCUCAGAUUUUUAUACACAAAUACUACUUAUUGUUAUACUAAAUACAUAAGUUACUUAUAAUGUUGGCUUUAAGGGAGUUUCUAGCUUGUUUUCUCUUUUGUGAUGAAAGUUUUUUUGAAAAAUGUUGGUAAAACAUUGAUGUAUUUCUGCUGCUUUGUACAUAUUUACAGACAAGUCUUUGUGAAAAGAGUUCAGAAGAUACAGUCAUAUCAUUGCCAUGGUGAAGGUGUUUGCAUCAUAACAUGUGAAUGCAUAAUGGUGUUGGUGUUAGUUCAUUAUGUAAGGCUCAAGGUGAACAAAUUUUCUACAGUACACAAAAGUUCAAAGUGUGCAAAGAAACUAUGAGGAAGAUUUGUACAUGUGAUUACUGUUUUCAGCAUUACCUCUUUGUUUCUAAGGAAAAUAAAUUUUAAAGAAUCUUUAUGUUGUAAA
Zootermopsis nevadensis is the source of this 4954-nucleotide messenger RNA. It is a transcript of the gene whd, whose product is annotated as carnitine O-palmitoyltransferase whd. Gene Ontology annotation, biological process: fatty acid metabolic process; carnitine metabolic process. Gene Ontology annotation, cellular component: mitochondrion. Lineage: Eukaryota; Metazoa; Arthropoda; Insecta; Blattodea; Termopsidae. The record is from RefSeq and is a predicted model, not a curated record. Gene Ontology annotation, molecular function: carnitine O-palmitoyltransferase activity.